Molecule: messenger RNA, 3218 nt
Organism: Sebastes umbrosus (honeycomb rockfish)
Lineage: Eukaryota; Metazoa; Chordata; Actinopteri; Perciformes; Sebastidae
Product: helix-loop-helix protein 2-like
Exons: 2
Coding region: 684-1055 (123 amino acids)
Biological process (GO): regulation of transcription by RNA polymerase II
Molecular function (GO): DNA-binding transcription factor activity, RNA polymerase II-specific; RNA polymerase II cis-regulatory region sequence-specific DNA binding; protein dimerization activity
Source: RefSeq, a predicted model, not a curated record
GAAAGAGAGAGAGAGAGAGAGGGGGCGGUGUUAGACAAUACCAUUCCUCAAAUAUAUUCCAUCCUCUCCGUCCCUGUAGUGAGCCUUUAUUAGUCGGGAUCGUUUGGAUCUUAUCUCGCAUAUGACAACUGGGUGGAAGAAAGACUGGAGGAAAGAAAAGAGAGAGAGAGAGGGGAUUAUCUGUGAACCAGCUUCCGAUCCGCUCACUCCUGACACGGGGAGAGCUGCGCUUAUCUCGCCCCCUUUAUCUCCAUCUUCCACCGGUGGAUGGACGAGUAGCCCCGGCUGCACUUUCUCCACUAUAUCUGCCUUCUAUUGUCUCUCCAUCGCUGGGAUCACACGGGGGGCUGACUGAUCCCUCCUUACAUCAUUAUUAUUAUUAUUAUUAUUUUAAUCUACUCAAUCAUCUGUAAGACUUUGGGACUAUUUUUGCAGAAACAUUCCCCCUCAUCCCACAGCUUGACGUUUGACCCCCAUGUUGCAGGUUCGAGGCUGAAAAAAGUCAAACUAAUUUAUUUAUUUAUUUAUUUAUUUUUUAUUCAUAUUGAACAUCUUGAUGGUUGCUGCGGUGGAAUAUGAGUUAAUUUGGAGUUGAGUCAAGUUCGUUUCCAGAAGAUUUCGCCUCCCAACUCUUUGUCAAGGUUCUUUUAGGAGGAGCGACUGCCAACAAUAAAGAUAUAAAGAUGAUGCUGAGCCCGGACCAGACGGACAACGACCUCUCCUGGACUCAGUCCGACCCGGAGAGCAUCCUUAGCGGCCUCAAGUCGGCCGGCUGCACCUCGGACGAGCCGGGAGGAGAAGAUGAGAGGCCCAAGUGCAAAUCCGACCAGCCUCUAACCCGAGAGGAGAAGAGGAGGAGGAGGAGAGCCACGGCCAAGUACCGCUCUGCGCACGCCACCAGGGAGCGGAUCCGCGUGGAGGCCUUCAACGUGGCCUUCGCAGAGCUGAGGAAACUACUGCCCACCUUGCCUCCAGACAAGAAACUCUCCAAGAUCGAGAUCCUCAGACUGGCUAUUUGCUACAUCUCAUAUCUCAAUCACGUGCUGGAUGUGUAAAAAAAAAAAAGAAAAAAAAAAGGGACCCAAAUUGUUUUUUGGGUUGUUUUUGGACUUGGGGUGUCAAUUUUGGGUAUGGCAAAGUUGUAGGGUGAUGGUGAUGGUGAUGAGGGUGAUGGGGGGCCAGUAUUUUUGUAGCUCUUGCUGAUUUUGUGCAGAGAUUUCCUUUAAAUUUGUCACUUUAUGAGUGGAAAAAUUUGAUUCUGGAUUCCCAACUCUCACAAGACAUGUUACAAAAAAAACCUGGAUGAACAUUUAAAUAAAAAUAUGUAAUCCCAGGUUUUAAUAUUAAAAAAAAAUGACCCAAAUUGGUUUUUGGGUUGUUUUGGACUUGGGGUGUCAAUUUUGGGUAUAUGGCAAGGUUGUAGGGUGAUGUGGGGCCAAUAUUUUUGUAGCUUUUGUGCAGAUAUUACCUUUAAAUUUGUCACUUUCUGGGUGGAUAAAAUUGUAUUCUUGAUUCCCAACCCUCAAAAAACCUGGAUGAACAUUUUAAUUAAUGGAGGGUGUAUAAAAAUAUGUAAUCCCAGGUUUUAAUAUAAAAAAAGAAUCAGCCAAUUUUAACAUUCAGGGCUCAAAAUCUCUGAAAUAAUUCCUCCUGAUUCCACCAAAUGUGGUCGGAUUGCUGGGGCUUUGCCAUACCUGCUAUAGUUGACUGAGUUGACCCCCAGUGUGAGUCCAGUGUUGCAGAGUGAAAGCUUUCAACUUUGAGUCCACUGAACAAAAGCAACAAGCACAGAGUCGUUUGAGCUGUUAGAUGCAAUAAUUAUAAUUAUUAUCUGACAUACAGUUGGGGGAGGAUGGGCUGCAAGAGCCCUGCAGGCUUUCACUCCCAGAGGUGGGGGAAAACAAUGUGUGAAAAUAUCAAGAAAACUUUCCACAUGAAAUCUCCCCAAUAAAUGAUAUUAGUUGAAUCCUACCUAAUGUCAUGAAUAUAUUCAAAACGAAAUCCUCCCCUUGAAGUCUCAAUUUGAGGUCCAAUAAAAGAAAAACACACAUUUGUUCCACACAUCGAAACGAAAGGAUGUAAUAGCUGCUUUAGAUCUUAGUUUAGAUGUUUUUCCGUUAAGGAAGAAAAAAAAAAAGUGCCACUUAUGACAUAUAAAAUUGUGACCUUAAUCAUUUUUUUUUUUUUUUUUAAAGUGUAUGGAAUUAUUUAUUUAAUUGUGUUAAUAUUUAAGGCUAAUUUAUUUAUGUUGAUAUAUCUUAGGCUGGCGUCCUUUUUUUGUAUAAAUGUUUGUUGCUUCUAUAUUUUAGGCUGUGAAACUUUGGAAAGUGAUGGUGUUCUACUCUUAAAAAAUGGCACUUUCUGUUGAUCCAUAGCAUAAAUUAUUUGUUUGAUGUAUGUUUGAUGUAUGUCAUAUUUUUGUUUUGUUUUUAACGUCACGUCUAUUGCCUAUCAAUAGCAACGAUAAGCACUUCAAGAUGGGGUUCAACGGCCUCGUAAAUGUUUAUUUCCCUAAAUUGUUGUGUUCAGAGGUUGCCCUUAGAAUGAGAAUCUGCUUAAAAAAAUAAUAAUUCAAUUUAAAAAAAUGUAAUCAUAUGAAUGAUUAUGUCAAACAGGAUUCAGAAGCAAACCUCUUUUUUUUGCUGUUACCAAAAAAAAUAAUAAUUUCGAAAAAAUAGUCUGAUUUAUUCUCUUCAAUGUUUUGAUGUUCUAUUUUUUGGUUUAUUUAUUUGUGUCUGCUUUGUAUUACGAAAUCCAAUAAGUAAUUUUAUAGUGAAGAAAAAAGCAAACAUAUCCUCUAUCCAAAGAUUUUUUGUCUCUUCAGGGUUGUGUAGGCUACUUGUUGCUUUAUGCAGAUCUUUUGUAGUAGAGGUGUCGUGUGACAGCUGGUUUCUAAUGGACAAACUUUUCAUAUUUUCCGGUUUUAUUUUGAAUUAAAACGGAAAUACUUGAAAAAAAUGCCUUUUCCUGUUUCGAAAUAUUUUUUAAAAAAAAGCUUUUUUUUUGAGUUUGCAAUGUAAAAAGAAAAAAAUGUGGACAGUUGCUAAUAAUCAGCUGAUUGGAAUGAUGCGUGCUGCGCAGGAUGACGUCAUGCUCACGCACAUGUCAGUGAGUAUUGGCCAUAUCUUUUGUAGUAGAGGUGUCAUGUGACAGCUGGUUUCUAAUGAACAAAGUUUUGAUAUUUUCCAGUUUUAUUUUGAAUUAAAGGGGAAAUACUU